AAAAAUGCAAUCAAAUUGUAAAUCAACUCUCAAAUUUAUCAAGAACCGAAAAUGAAAAUCAAAAGAAGAAUGAACAAACAUAAACCCAGUGUUGAAACCCAGCAAGGCUGGGUUUCAAUGAAACCCAGCAAGGCUGGGUUUCAAUGAAACCAGCAAGCGCGACCAGCAAGGUUGGGUUCGCGCAACCAGCAAGGCUAGGUUCGUUGAAACCCAGCCUUGCUGGUCACGUAAAACCCAGCAGUUGGGUUUCGACGAACCUAGCAAGGUUGGGUUCGGGUGACCAGCAAAGCUGGGUUCGACGGAACCCAGCAGAUCUGGGUUUCGUCGAACCCAGCUACCUAGCUCAUCGGAACCCAGCUACCCAGCUCAUCAGAACCCAACCAAUCUGGGUAAGAAAGAAAGAAAGAGAAAGAAAGAAGGGGAAGAAGAGGGAUCUGGGUAGGAAAGAGAAAGAAAGAAGGGGAAUAAGAGGGAUUAGGAGAUGACGGUAGUAAUGUAAUUUCAUUUUUUAAUUAAAAUAUAAAUAUUUAUUUACAUG
Rubroshorea leprosula is the source of this 538-nucleotide messenger RNA. The record is from the annotation of a GenBank genome assembly. Lineage: Eukaryota; Viridiplantae; Streptophyta; Magnoliopsida; Malvales; Dipterocarpaceae.